Lactuca sativa (garden lettuce) is the source of this 2319-nucleotide messenger RNA. RefSeq names its product cysteine-rich receptor-like protein kinase 2. Lineage: Eukaryota; Viridiplantae; Streptophyta; Magnoliopsida; Asterales; Asteraceae. Gene Ontology annotation, biological process: protein phosphorylation. The record is from RefSeq and is a predicted model, not a curated record. Gene Ontology annotation, molecular function: protein kinase activity; ATP binding.
AACUUGUACACAAACUCCGGAAAAAACCAAUUGCCAUGUUACUUUUUUGAGCACUAAGUUUUGAAAUCCUCAUCAACCACUUCUUUUAUUUUUAUCUUUUUCGUAAUUCCUAAAGAUUCUGCUGUGGUGACUGUGGAUAAUGGCAAUCUUGGUGGUGUUCCUUGUACUAUUUCUGAUUAACCCAGGAGUUUCACAGACAAACAACAGCCAAAACAAUAUUAACACACCCAUCAGAUCAUUCUGUGGUCGUAACCCUCCGACAAUUCUAUCAAAUUUUGUCAACAACCGCAAUUCUACCCUCGCUGAGAUCAGAAGAAAAUUAUCAACCAACAAUGUAUUCUAUGCUACAGCACAGAGUUUAUCAGAAGGAGACUCGGUCUUUGGAGCUGCCCAGUGCAGGAACUACCUCUCCGCAGCUCAGUGUGUGGCUUGUUUUGAUGCCGGCGUGUCUCAACUAAUCAGCUGCCUUACUGGCAAUGGCGCUUAUGUUUUCUUGGAUAACUGCUUUGUCAGGUACGAGAACUAUAACAACUUCUACACUAAUCCAGAUGUGGUCGAGGAUGUCGGUAUAGCACCACUUCAAUUAUGUGGUAAUCAGUCGGCAUCUCAGCCAACUUUCCAACAAGAUGUAAAUGGGUUGUUAUCCGAUAUUAAAGAUGCCACUCCAAAGACCUCUAAUUUCUAUGUAGCAUCCACAAGGAAAAUCACAAAUGGAAAUGGAACUGUGUAUGCGAUUGCACAGUGUGUAGAAAAUACAAGCCAGACCAUAUGCCAAAACUGCAUCAAUGCAGCAUAUAACGAUCUAUCUAAUUGUCUUCCUAAUACUGAAGGAAGGUCUAUCUACAUGGGUUGUUUUUCAAGGUAUUCAGUGACUCCGUUCUUCAACGAUAACCAAACAAUAGACAUCACAAAUCUCUCAAAAGGGCGUUCAAGUAAUAUACCCAAAAUUGCUGGAGCAAUUGCUGGUGUAGGUUUUCUAUGUAUUUUGGUCGUUUCUUGGUUAUUGUUUCGACUAUGGAAGAAGUCUAAGAAGACAGAAGAAGGCGAACCAGAUCUGGACGGGGCAAUUAACUACAAUUAUAAACAGCUACAAUCAGCAACUAAUAAUUUUAGCGAAGAGAAUAUAUUAGGGAGAGGAGGUUUUGGUGAAGUCUUCAAGGCAGUUCUAGAUGAUAAUAACAUUGUGGCAGUUAAGAAAAUUGAAGUAGGGCACACUAAUAAAGCAAAAGAAGAAUUUGAAAAUGAGGUGAAACUUAUAACUAACGUUCACCACCGAAAUCUUCUUCGUCUACUGGGAUGGUCAAGUGAAGGAUCAAAUCUACUUCUUGUCCUGGAAUACAUGCCAAAUGGUAGCCUAGACAGAUUCUUAUGGGGUGCAAAAAAGGGGACUUUGAACUGGAAACAACGAUAUGACGUAAUCUUUGGGAUAGCAAGAGGUCUUGCUCAUCUUCACAAUGAAUUCCAUGUAAAAAUCAUUCAUAGAGACAUAAAGUCAAGCAACAUUCUCCUUGAUCAUGAUUUUCAACCAAAAAUAGCUGAUUUUGGGCUAGCAAGAUUUUACCCGGAUGAUCUAACUCAUAUUAGCACCAAGUUUGCUGGGACACUGGGCUAUACAGCGCCAGAAUAUGCACUUCGUGGUAUUUUAUCAGAAAAAGUUGAUACUUACAGCUUUGGUAUCGUGGUUCUUGAAAUUAUUAGUGGACGAAGGUGUACUGACAUGAACAAUGAAAAUCCAUCCAUGGAUUACCUCCUGGAAAACGCUUGGAAGUCAUACGAGAAUAAGAAUCAUAUUAAGUUUAUUGAUGAAACACUGGAUGUCAACUUUAACCAAGAGGAACAUAUGAUGCAAAUCAUUGAGAUUGCAUUGUUAUGCACCCAAUCACCAGCUUCUAAAAGACCAACCAUGUCAGAAGUUGUUUCCAUGCUAACAAAUCGCCAAUCUGUGGGGAAUAGACAGCUAACCAGACCUACUCCCAUUAAUCAAGAUAGGAGGAUUCAAAUAGGCUCUCCAAAUAAGGCAAUCAACAUUGGUAUUUCUGGAAUACCAAAGGAAUUAGAGGCAAAAGAAAGUGCAUAAUUAUAUGACAAAGUAGACAUGAUGGAGAAAGGUGUCAUGAAUAUAGCAACAGUCUAGUAAUUUUUUUCUUCUGACCUUGAUAGUCUUUAGGGUUGAUCAAUCAUGUUGUGUUUGAUGUGUCUUUUAAAAGGAAAAAAGAACCAAAAUUAGGUUGUUUGUUAUUUUUUUUAGAUGUAUAUAUGUGAUUAAUAGUUGAUCAUGAGUUGAAUCUAAAUACAAUAAUACAUUGUAAUUUUUGUUUA